CAGGUUUCGUAAUAGCAAUUUAAUCACAUAAAUGGGUUUCCCACUCCUGAAGGUGAAUUUCCAGGUGCAUCGUAUCGACGCAGACAGUGGGUCUACGGUGCGGCUGUUACGCAGUAAUAAUUUCUUAUCGCCUUUGUGAAUAACGUAUUGAAGGGGAGAGGCAAGUAAUUAGUGAAAUUACCUUGAAAUGUCUAAGAGUUUAAGAAAGGCUUCAGGAACGUGGCGGCAGUACACUGCAGCGGCAAUCAUCAACAUCGCAGCUGUUUCAACGGGUGUGUCAAUCGGUUGGACUUCACCAGUGGUUCCCCAGCUCGAAGGGCCAACCCCUCCAGUCGGUACUUACCCAAUGACCAAGGACCAGAUAUCCUGGUUGACAUCGAUAUUCUGCAUAGCAGCCUUGAUAAUCUCCCCGGUCUGCAGCGUCUUGUCCGAGAAAUUCGGCAGAAAGAUCCUUGGAUGUUUGAUAGCAAUUCCCCUGGGCUUGAGCUGGCUCCUGACAAUCCUCGCUCAGGACUUCAGCUGCCUCCUCAUCGCGAGAAUCUUUACCGGUUUCGGCGGUGGCAUGACAAUUUUCCUCGUUCCCAUCUACGUUGCCGAAAUAGCCACUGACGAUGUUAGAGGAAAACUCGGGAGUUUCCUGUUAUUCGCAUUGAGCAUCGGCAUCCUUUUGGCAUUCGUUCUCGGUGUAGUGAUGUCUUAUCAGAUGUUCGCGAUAUGCGGUAUGAUCUUGCCGAUUGUUUUCAUCAGUGGAUUCAUGUUUAUGCCGGAGACACCGAUCUACCUCUUGAGGAAAUGCCGCACCAAGGAAGCUGAGAGAUCUCUGAUGUGGCUGCGGGGUAAUGAUAAGACAGCGGUGGAUCGAGAGAUCGUUCAGCUGAUGAAGAUUAUUGAAGAUGAUUCAACUUCUGCCAGAUCUAUAGGACUCAGGGAUCUGGUGCGCGAUCGGGGCACCAUCAAGGGGACACUCAUCGCUUUUGCUCUUUUGCCUGGACAACAGGCAUGCGGAAAUUCUGUCGUGUUCAUGUACUGUGCGACGAUCUUCCAGUUGGCGGGAUCUUCACUGAGUCCAAAUGCAUCAGCUAUAGUUCUCGGAGUGAUGCAGCUGGUUGCAGCAUUUCUGUCAACAGUGACAAUUGAGCGUGUAGGCAGACGAUUGCUCCUCUUGAUCUCCUGUGGUGGAAUGGCCAUUUGUCACGGCCUCUUGGCACUUUUCUUUCUCCUCCAAACCUCGAAUUACGACCUGUCCUUCUUCAGAUGGACUCCUGUCAUCGUUCUCUGCUUCUUCACAACUCUCUAUUCCAUUGGUCUAGGCCCUGUGGCAUUCGUCGUAGCGACUGAAGUCCUCAACCCUGAAAUCGCAGCCCUCACCAAUUCGAUCGCCAUGACCCUCACCUGGACCAUCUUCUUCACGGUCAUCAAGAGCUUUCCGCUGGCUAGUGGUUUGAUCGGUAGCUACGGCUGCUUUGCUAUCUUCUCAUUCUGCUGCACUUGCACUUUUUUAAUUACAUAUUUUCUCGUUCCUGAGACGAAGGGAAAACCCAUCGAGGCGAUACUAAGAGAGCUCAAUACUCCAAUGCAAAAACCGGGAGAUGAUAAUUCGAAUAUUGAUUCGAUUGAGAUUAAAUAGAAAAAAAUUUAUGAAGAUCCAACCAUAAAUGUAACUGAUAAUAAUCCUUUUCAGAGAAGGAAAUCUUUAAUUUGAGUACUGGGAUAUUAUUGUAUUGUUGUUGUAUUACUAUUUUAUUAUAAUUCUAUUGAGAUUUCAGGAGAUGAAUCACUCGAAAUUCAAUAUGGAAGUCCUGAAAUAUUUUCGAUCGCAGGUUUUGCGCGCAAAUAUUUUUAUCAAGCACAAUGUGAGCAUGAAGCAGCUGCUUUCGUUGUUCCAUCUGAAGUGUUCAUGAUACACGAAAGAUAUCAGAAUGUAAAAGCUAUAUCUGCACUCUUAUUGGUUUUGGCUUGAAGGAGUAACUUCCUUUGUGCGUCGCUCUGAUUGAACUUUCCGAUUGUUUCACUAUUUCGUACCGAUCGAUUGAACUCAAUCGAAUGUACAGAGAGAGAAAAACGGAAAAUUCGAGCUAUGUGAAGUUGGCAUCGAAGUUUGAAAAAUCUAACUUUUUUUUGUUGG
This is a messenger RNA of Fopius arisanus, 2125 nucleotides long. Its product is annotated as facilitated trehalose transporter Tret1. Gene Ontology annotation, molecular function: transmembrane transporter activity. The record is from RefSeq and is a predicted model, not a curated record. NCBI's taxonomy places the organism in Eukaryota, Metazoa, Arthropoda, Insecta, Hymenoptera, Braconidae. Gene Ontology annotation, cellular component: membrane. Gene Ontology annotation, biological process: transmembrane transport.